Molecule: messenger RNA, 2397 nt
Organism: Monodelphis domestica (gray short-tailed opossum)
Lineage: Eukaryota; Metazoa; Chordata; Mammalia; Didelphimorphia; Didelphidae
Gene: SLC7A3
Product: solute carrier family 7 member 3
Biological process (GO): transmembrane transport; amino acid transport
Cellular component (GO): plasma membrane
Molecular function (GO): amino acid transmembrane transporter activity
Source: RefSeq, a predicted model, not a curated record
CGCGCUCUGACCCCAAGCAGCUGUAACGAAGCAGCAAGCAGCAGCGGCAGCCAGGAGACAGUGGCAGUGGAGGUGUUGGCGACAGGAGCCCAGGGCACCUGAACCCACCCCACCCCACCACACCUCAACUCUACCCAGCCCGACCCAGCGGUCCAGUGAGUGAGCCAGCUCUCUCCCCUCCCAUCGAGAGCGCGGGGGCUCGUUGUCCUAGGAAAGAUGCUAGGCCAGGCCCUGAGGCGCUUUGGGCAGAAGCUUGUUCGGAGAAGGACCCUGGAGCCAGGCCUGGGGGAGAGCCGCUUUGCCCGCUGUCUGAGCAGCCUGGAUCUGGUGGCCCUAGGUGUGGGCAGCACUUUGGGCGCAGGAGUCUAUGUGCUGGCUGGUGAAGUGGCCAAGGACAAAGCUGGCCCAGCCAUCGUGAUCUGUUUUCUCGUGGCUGCACUGGCUUCCGUCCUGGCUGGCCUCUGCUAUGCUGAGUUUGGGGCCCGGGUCCCCCGGACUGGCUCAGCUUACCUUUAUAGCUAUGUCACCGUUGGGGAGCUUUGGGCCUUCACCACUGGCUGGAACCUCAUCCUCUCCUAUGUCAUUGGUACUGCCAGCGUGGCUAGGGCCUGGAGCUCUGCCUUUGACAAUCUGAUUGGGAACCAAAUUUCAUUGGCCCUCCGAGGCAGUAUCUCCCUGCAUGUGCCACGGUAUUUGGCCGAGUACCCAGACUUUUUUGCUCUUGGUCUUGUGCUGCUGCUCACUGGGCUGCUGGCUCUAGGGGCCAGUGAGUCAGCACUGGUGACCAAGGUGUUCACAGGUGUGAACCUGCUAGUACUGGGCUUUAUCAUCAUCGCUGGCUGCAUCAAGGGUCACGUCCACAACUGGCAGCUCACCGAGAAAGACUAUCAAGAGACUGCCUCUCGGCUGAAUGGCACUUCCAGCCUGGGAAGUUUGGGCUCUGGGGGUUUUGUGCCAUUUGGUGCAGAUGGUAUCCUUCGUGGGGCAGCCACCUGUUUCUAUGCGUUUGUUGGUUUUGACUGCAUUGCUACGACUGGGGAGGAGGCACGGGAUCCUCAGCGCUCCAUCCCUGUGGGCAUCGUAGUUUCACUGUUGGUCUGCUUCGUGGCCUAUUUUGGUGUCUCUGCUGCACUCACUCUCAUGAUGCCAUACUACCUGUUGCAACCCGACAGCCCCUUGCCAGAGGCCUUUCACUAUGUAGGGUGGGCCCCUGCCCAAUACCUUGUGGCUGUUGGCUCCCUUUGUGCCCUCUCCACCAGCCUCCUGGGCUCCAUGUUCCCUAUGCCUCGAGUGAUCUAUGCCAUGGCAGAGGAUGGCCUUCUGUUCCGUGUUUUCGCCCGAAUCCAUCCCCGUACACACACUCCCCUUGUGGCCACAAUUGUCUCAGGCAUUGUUGCAGCCCUGAUGGCGUUUCUUUUCGAGCUCACUGAUCUGGUAGACCUCAUGUCAAUUGGAACGCUCCUUGCCUACUCCCUGGUGGCUGUUUGUGUUCUCAUCCUCAGGUACCAGCCUGAUGAGAUAAUGCAGCCCAAAGUAAAUCAGACUGUGGAGUUGCAGUGGCCACAGGAAGAUAAGGAGGAGCCAGAGCCUGAGAAGGAGACCCUGACCCUGCAGAACCUGCUCUGCCCAUCCAAUCUGACACCCACCCAGCUCUCUGGCCAUAUUGUCUAUGGAGCUGUUUCCAUUCUUGCUGUGGUGUUGACGGGUCUGUGCCUGGUCCUGGCCCAGUGGUCAAGGGAGCUGAUGGCUGGGAACCCUGCCUGGGUUACUGUGAGUGCCUUGCUCCUGCUUCUAACCAUCAUGACCACCGUCGUCAUUUGGAGGCAGCCCCAGAACCCGACUUAUCUCCAUUUUAAGGUGCCUGCACUCCCUCUCCUCCCACUCCUGAGCAUCUUUAUCAAUGUUUAUCUCAUGAUGCAGAUGAAAGCUGACACCUGGGCCCGAUUUGGGGUCUGGAUGUUGAUUGGGUUUGCCAUUUACUUCAUCUAUGGGAUCCGGAACAGUCAGGAGGGGCAGAAUGAUCCGGUGCUCCCGCCUCCAGUCACUCCCCAAACUCUUGAAGUCAGCAGUCCUGAUGCCCCUUCUGGCUGACUUGGAGCCUGGGGAUACAGUCAGCAUGACACUGGAGAUUGCCUCUGUCUUUGCGUUCUUGCUCAGCUCUUCUUCUUGGGUCACAGGGGACUUGGGCUGCUAUGGCCAGGUGGCUCAUGAGGCCUAGGGAUGCCUCUUGUUGGGUCCCUGGAAGGGUUGGGGGUGUGUGGGGGUGGGGUUCUUAUAAAGAGCUGUAUUUAUUGUGAUCCAAGGACCGGCCUUUUGAUGUUUCUUGUCUGCCCUUUUUAACUGUCUUAUCUACUUUGUGAGCUUUUUGAAUUAAACAGAGGAAAAUAAGAGCAGAAA